Messenger RNA from Fusarium sp. VM40, 1098 nucleotides. Lineage: Eukaryota; Fungi; Ascomycota; Sordariomycetes; Hypocreales; Nectriaceae. The record is from the annotation of a GenBank genome assembly.
AUGGAAUCGGACCAGCCUGCAGACGAUCUACAGCGUCAAGUUCUUCAAAACACCCUCGACGAAAUAGCUACAAGGCAAGAGGACGCCACCGACUGCUGCGUCAUCUGCCUCGAAAGCAUCACCGAAGUUUGCGAGGCUGUUCCUUGUCAACACCGGAACUUUGACUAUCUUUGCCUCCUCAGUUGGCUCGAACAAUCUCCAAAAUGCCCCCUCUGCAAGGCCGUUAUCUCUCAAGUUCGCCACGCCCUCGAUGAACCAGUCGCAAAGACCUACACCGUUCCCAAGUCCAUACCAAAAGCUCAAACGCAGCAAUCCGAUACGAGAUCAUAUGCGCCAUCUUCCAUCCGUCUUCAGAUCCCUCCACGACGCCGUCCCUAUUCUCACCGAUCGCGCUAUGAGACACCGAGCCUAAACCCUUCAGAUGACAUCGCACGACGGAGGGAUGUAUACCGCCACAACCGGUACUCAAAGCACGUCGGCUCGAAUAGGCUAUCACGAUACCGUGAAUUGACUCCAGCUGCAUUCUGUGCAGACAAUGAAUUGGUGUCGCGCGCACGUAUGUGGAUUCGACGAGAGCUGCAGGUCUUUUCAUUUUUGAACCCCGAUGCCGAUGCGGCAGAGUCCUCAGGACCAGCGGACAGCAGUUCAAGAAACAACAUGCAUCAAAGAAGGGCCAAUAAUGCUGAAUUUCUUCUCGAGUACAUCAUUGCUGUCUUAAAGUCCGUGGACAUCAUGGGCAGCGCUGGCCAGGCAGAGGAAAUGAUUGCGGACUUUUUAGGAAAAGAUAACACUCGCCUUUUCCUUCACGAGCUGAGAGCUUGGCUCAGAAGUCCAUAUACAAAAUUAGCCGAUUGGGACAGGGCUGUGCAGUACGACACGCCAACGGCGGGGAGUGCAAGGGCCGGAUCUGAACAUGGUGGCAUCUCAAGCACGGGUUCAAGACAAGACCAGCAACAAGCCAAGCCCGGCCGUCUGAACCACUGGGACCCAACAAGAACAGAAGGGGACUUCUAUCGCCCUGGGGGCCGGUCACAGAGACCUAGAGAAGUACAUAGACACGAACCGUAUCCGUACAGAAGACAAAACAAGGGUCAUUGA